CCCAUGGACAUGGUGUAUUUAAACCCGUGUGUUGCACGUGUGUGCUCUUCUCGAAUGUUUUUUUGUUGUCCACCGGUCUGCUACCCCUUCGUACACCAUGGUCAUCACCUGCCUCGUCAAUCGCGGCCCAUCCAGCUUUGUUCUGAAGCUGACGGGCGACACGUUGGUCGAUUUGAGGGAGGCAAUGGAGGCCCAUUCGUCGCUUCGAACGGUGGAGGAAUGUGCAGUUGUGCAGGUACACAACAAGACAUUUGACACGUAUGUCAAUGUAGACGAAAAUACACUCUUAGAAGAGAAUGCCAUUAUAAGAGUGAUGGAUGUGACGAUAAUUACUGAGGCUGGCACAUCUGCAAGUGUGACAGACCCGGAUGUGUCAUUCACAGGGGUAGAAAUUGUAGAUUUCUCCCCCUUUUCUGAAAAUUUGAAAUUUAAGUUUCCUGAAACACCAGUUGACAUCAGGGCACAAUUGGCCGACACAAGGGUUCGGGAGGUUCCCAACCUCAGAAGAAGAGUCGUAGAUUGGCUCGGGUACGCACUCUCAAGCCACACACUGUAA
Messenger RNA from Dermacentor silvarum, 556 nucleotides. RefSeq lists its product as uncharacterized. Lineage: Eukaryota; Metazoa; Arthropoda; Arachnida; Ixodida; Ixodidae. The transcript has 3 exons. The record is from RefSeq and is a predicted model, not a curated record. The coding region runs from base 98 to 556 and encodes 152 amino acids.